AUGUUAACUUCGGGAGAGAAUAGGCUUAAAAACAAAAAUGCUAAAAUACGUCACAAAUGCCAUUAUUGCGGUAAAAUUUUCCUAACUAAAAGUAAUUUGGACAGUCACUUGGAUGCAGUUCAUUUGAAGCUAAGAAAAUGUGUUUGCAAUGAUUGUGGACAGCCGUUUGUCACGAAAAAAAAUUUGAAUGAUCACGUUAUGAACGUCCAUCAAAGCAUCAAAAAUUACUCGUGCGACACAUGUGCAAAAGUUUUUGGUUAUAAGAAAAACUUGGCUGAGCACAUUGCAACAGUUCAUUUGAAAAUAAAAGAUCAAAAAUGCGGAGAGUGUGGAAAGUUUUUUGGUUAUAAAAGGGAUCUGAUGAAGAACAUUGAUACAGUUCAUCUGGAACUCAAAGAACACAUGUGUGAGAAAUUUGGAAAGUCAUUUGGUCACAAGGGCGACUUGAAUCGCCACAUUGUCACAGUUCAUGAAAAAUUGAAAGAGCACAAGUGCAAAGAGUGUGGCAAACAUUUCGGUCAAAAAGGUCAUUUGAUACAGCACUCAGAUGUAGUUCAUUUAAAUAUUAGAGAACACAUGUGUAAAGAAUGCGGUAAAUCUUUUGGUGCUGAAAGUGACUUGAAUAUACAUAUUAGCGCAGUACACGAGAAAAUCAAAGAUCACAAAUGCAAUGAGUGUGCCGAGUCUUUUAAAAAAAAAAGUAAUCUUUUGAGGCACAUCGAUGUAGUUCAUUUGAAACUCAAAGAACAUAGGUGUGAGGAAUGUGGAAAGUCUUUUGGUUAUAAAAAUGAUCUGAUGAAGCACAUUGAUACAGUUCAUUUGGAACUUACAGAACACAUGUGUGAGGAAUGUGGAAAGUCUUUUGGUCGAAAGCAGACUUUAAUGAAUCACAUUGAUACAGUUCAUUUGAAAAUAAAAGAUCAAAAAUGCGGAGAGUGUGGAAAGUCUUUUGGUUAUAAAAAUGAUCUGAUGAAGCACAUUGAUACAGUUCAUCUGGAACUCAAACAACACAUGUGUGAGGAAUGUGGAAAGUCUUUUGGUCACAAAAGUAACUUACAUAAACACAUUGCUGCAGUACAUAAAAAAAUCAAAGAGCACAAUUGCGGAGAGUGCGAUAAGUCUUUUGGAAAAAAGCAGACUUUAAUGAAGCACAUUGAUGCAGUUCAUCUAGAACUCAAAGAACAUAUGUGUGAUGAGUGCGGCAGGUCGUUUGGAUAUAGAGUGAAUCUGAUGAGGCACAUAGAUGUAGUUCAUUUGCAACUUAGAGAACAGUGCGGAGAAUGUGAAAAGUCUUUUAGUACAAAAAAUGCUUUGAAUAGACACAUUUCUUCAGUUCAUGAAAAAAUCAAAGAUCACAAAUGCUUCGAGUGUGGCAAGUCGUUUAGAGAAAAGGGUCAUUUAAUGCAGCACAUAGAUGCAGUUCAUUUGAAACUUAAAGAACACACGUGCGAGGAAUGUGGGCAAUCUUUUGGUGCAAAAAGUAACUUGAAUAGACACAUUGCCACAGUUCAUGAAAAAAUCAAAGAUCACUAA
This is a messenger RNA of Trichogramma pretiosum, 1533 nucleotides long. Its product is annotated as zinc finger protein OZF-like. The coding region runs from base 1 to 1533 and encodes 510 amino acids. The record is from RefSeq and is a predicted model, not a curated record. Gene Ontology annotation, cellular component: nucleus. NCBI's taxonomy places the organism in Eukaryota, Metazoa, Arthropoda, Insecta, Hymenoptera, Trichogrammatidae. The transcript has a single exon.